GUGGCUAUAUUGCUCGUUUUUAUCUACAACAAACCCGUAGUGGUGAUUCAAGAGAUGAUAAAAUCGAUAAGUAUUAUGUACGACAUGUAAUGAAAACGUCAGAAAAGGAUGAUAAUGAAUUAAAACGUACUAUGAAAGAACAAGUGAUGAGAUCACCUUUGAAAGAAGAUAUUGGGAUUGAUGGAUUCAAUGAAGAUCCGUUCGAUAAUGUAUAUGAAAUUCCAGUGGAGGAUAUACCUAGUAAGAAGUGUGUGGUGAAGGAGAAAACUAGAAGAAAGGAAAAAGAAUAUAUACCUGAUAUCCAAAGUGAAAGUGCAUUGCAAAUUGACAAUGCGAAAGUUAAAGUGAUGAAAAGUCUUGAUGAAGAUGGUAGUAAUCCAAAGAAGCUAGACAUGUCAUGUGUUGUUGGUGAAAAUGAAAUUCAAAGGUUUAAUAGUAGCCUGAUA
Molecule: messenger RNA, 446 nt
Organism: Racocetra persica
Lineage: Eukaryota; Fungi; Glomeromycota; Glomeromycetes; Diversisporales; Gigasporaceae
Source: the annotation of a GenBank genome assembly